AUGUCUGACCUCAAAGUAUGCAAGGUGAUGACUUCGUACGCGACAACUGUAGUCGUUGUCCUUCCGAAUUCUUCGAAUUACAAAACGCUGGCCCGUGCGAUUGAGAAGAAACACUCGGAGGUGUACGGGAAGACAUACGGAGAAGUGGAAGUGACCAGCAUAAAUGGAUUCUUACGCGAGAACGACGAAGGUGCCGGCGUUGGCGUCUCGUACCCAGUCGACGACGAGUCGUUUCGAUCGCUUCCGUUCACCAAUUAUUUAGCUCAGCUGGAGGCUAAAAAAGGAGGAGAAAAAGCGGGCAACUCGAGCGCGAAGAAAUCAGGCUUCGAUGCGAGAACGAUUGACGUUUUAUCUCCAAAAUCCUUGAUCGAUGCGAACGUGAAAGCCGUGGCGAAAGGUUCGACACCGAUUUCCACCGGCCAGUCCAGGUUUCAAGGAGACGGUUACCUUGUGGGAGGCGCAACGACAAUUGCCGCCGCCCCGCCGGUUCCGAAUUUGAAGAGUAGAUUCGCCUCCGAAGCCGCGAACGUUGAUGCGCCUUCGGCAAAGAAAAGCAAAACAGGAAACGCUACUGCGCCAAAACCAAUCGCCUCUGCGCUGAAACCAGUCGCCGCUGUGGCGAAAGCCAAGACGCCGACCCCACCUUCGGCGGGACAAGCCGCCGCUGCAGCUUCAAAACCUGAUACUAAGAUGACGACAGAAGAGAAGAUUACGAAAUUGCUGGAUACAUCAAAGAAAACCAAUGUCCGCUUUCCGAUAUUUGCUAAGGCCUUGAUGAAGCACUCUGGCUUUAAAUUGGCUUGCGAGAAUUUGUCUGGAGAUUCUGCUCAGAAAGCGUACGCGUCUGUAAAAGGGGUUGUGGAGGAAAUGAAGAAAUGCCAAGCAGAUUUGGCAGAUGGGAGUGAGAACAUUUACGAGGAAACGCUGGCGAGUAUCCAAGCGUUAUCUCCAAAAAUCAAUUCACCUUCAACACCUCUCAUUGCCGUUUGUGUGAUAGUAGCGAAGGCCUAUCCAGGAGGCUACAAAUCAAAGAAAGGACUCCCGACGAGAGUGUGGACAUCCAUGAUUGGUGUCAUAAAAGAAAGACCUCAGACGUUCAACGAAACUUCGCGAAUGUUGCUCGGUGAAGUCGCGACUCGCUUAGGGUAUGAUGCGAAGUUACCAGCGGUUGUAGAAGGAGUGAACAAGAGUGCAGCGGAAAAAGUCAAGACAACGAAUCCUGCGGCAGCUACGAAGAAGGCUGAAGUUCCGAAACCUUCUUCCUCUUCUUCCUCUUCUUCUUCUUCUUCUUCUUCUUCUUCUUCUUCUUCUUCUUCUUCCUCCUCCUCCUCCUCCUCCUCCUCUUCCUCUUCGAGUAGUUCCGGUUCCGGUAGUAGCAGCAGCUCUAGCAGCAGUUCUUCGAGUAAAGGUAAAAAGAAAGCGGCGACGCCGACUGCUCAGAAGAAAAAAAUGCCCGCCGCUGUCGAGAAGAAAGUGACAAUGACUCCCGGAGGCUUGUCGAAAAUCAUGAAGACAUUGAAGAAUACUGACAACGGUGGCGUGCAGAAGAAGACGAGUGCAGUUGCUGAAACUCCAUCUAAGAAAGAUAAGAAAAAGAAGGAUAAUAAGAAAGACUUGCCGAAGCCAGCGCCGUCGAGCACAGUUGUCAUCAAAGCUGCGCUUCUUGCACAAAAGAAAAGAAAGAAAGAUCCAAGCGCUCCAAAAGGUGCUAAAUCUGCAUACAUUUGCUUCUGUGAAAAGGAAAGAGCGAAUAUUGCCAAAGACAAUCCAAAUUUGGCGGCCACAGAAAUCAUGACGGAAUUGGGGAAACGCUGGAAAGCGCUCUCGGACAAAGAGAAAAAGCCUUACGAAAAACAAGCCGAAACAGAUAGAGCGCGGUUUAACGAAGCGAUGAAGAAUUACGAACCUCCAGAAACUGAUGACGAUGAAAAGCAAGGAAAGCGACGAAAGAAGGACCCGGACGCGCCGAAGAACGCAAAGUCUGCGUACAUCAUCUUCUGCGCGGCAAAGAGAUCUACGAUUCCCAAAGAAACUGCUCCCAAAGAUGUUAUGUCGAAGCUAGGCCAGAUGUGGAGCGCAACGAGUGUAGCCGAUAAGAAACCAUACGAGGAUUUGUCAAGGAAAGAUAAGGUGCGGUAUGAGAAGGAGAUGGCGAAGUACAAAGAGAAACAAAAUUGA
Molecule: messenger RNA, 2178 nt
Organism: Bathycoccus prasinos
Lineage: Eukaryota; Viridiplantae; Chlorophyta; Mamiellophyceae; Mamiellales; Bathycoccaceae
Product: nucleosome binding protein
Exons: 1
Coding region: 1-2178 (725 amino acids)
Molecular function (GO): DNA binding, bending
Source: RefSeq, a predicted model, not a curated record